AAAUUAACACACGUGAAGUAUGGUGUUUUUAUACAUAGUUUUAUAUAAAUACAUAUACACACUUGUCAUGCUUCAUCAUAAUAUAUACAAGUGACAACUUUUAAUCAAUACCGGUGUAGUUGACAUUUUAUUUCUGAUAUUAUUAUUGUGAUAGAGAUGUAGAUUUAAAACGACAUGUAAGAUGAAGAAAUUUAGAUUAAAAUAGACUGGAAUUAUCAAAACCUAUCAACAUGUCUACUGCUGAUGAUAUAAGCAUUGCCGUCUCGUCACAAAAAGAACUGACCAUUAAUGACAAAACAGACGGGAAAAUAACUGGGCGGUUAAUGCUAGCUGUCUUUGGAGCUGUUCUAGGAUCUCUACAGUUUGGAUUCAACACCGGAGUAAUAAAUGCGCCGGAAGGAAAAAUUAAAGACUUUAUGAAUGUAACUCACAUUAAACGAACAGGAGAAGAAUUCUCAGAGGAUGCACUGAUCAAUCUUUACUCAUUGUUGGUAGCCAUCUUUGCUGUUGGGGGAAUGAUUGGAGGUUUAAUGGCGGGAUGGUGGGCCGAUUUCUUUGGAAGAAAAUUUGGUCUGAUAUUGAAUACUCUACCUGGUAUUGCUGCUGCUUGUCUGAUGUUCUUCAGUCGCCAUGCCACGUCAUAUGAAAUGGUUAUUGCGGGAAGAUUUCUGGUGGGAUUCAAUUGUGGAUUAUACACUGGCCUAACGCCGUUAUAUUUGUCAGAGAUCUCUACUCCUAACAUCAGAGGUGCACUCGGUACCUUACAUCAGUUUGGUGUUGUCAUCGGUAUACUACUGUCACAAGUUCUUGGAUUUCCAGAGGUGCUCGGUAAUGGACAAUACUGGCACGUCUUAUUAGGUAUGUGCAUAGUACCAUGUGCUCUUCAGUUAUUAGUUAUGCCGUUUUGUCCCGAAAGUCCAAGAUAUCUUCUGAUAACAAAGGAACAGGAAGACAAAGCUCUUAGCUCAUUACGUACAUUGAGAGGAACAUCCAUGGUGGAUGCAGAUAUAUCGGAAAUGAAACGUGAACAAUCGAACAGUCGAGCAGAGGCAAAGAUUGGCAUGUUGCAUUUAUUUAAGAAGAAAUCUCUGUGGAUGCCUCUUGUCAUCAGUAUCAUUAUGCAUUUGUCACAACAGUUGUCGGGUAUCAAUGCAAUAUUUUAUUAUUCAGCAACGCUUUUCAAAAGUGCAGGUGUUUCAGAAACUACAGCUGCGCAUGCGACCAGUGGCAUUGGAGCUAUCAUGGUCGUUAUGACGCUUAUAACAAUACCACUAAUGGACAUAAUAGGAAGAAGAACUUUGCACCUGACUGGACUGGCAGGAAUGUUCGUGUUUAGCAUUCUUAUAACACUAUCACUGGUGUUUCAGGACCAAGCCAAGUGGGUUAAAAUAGCGACUAUUGUUGUUUCCCUGUGUUUUGUGGUCUUCUUUGCUAUUGGGCCAGGUUCAAUCCCCUGGAUGAUUGUUGCAGAGUUAUUCUCACAAGGUCCUAGACCAGCAGCGAUGAGUAUCAGUGUGUUGAUCAACUGGAUAUUUAACUUUGUUGUGGGAUACCUUUAUCCAUUUCUUCAGAAAGCUAUUGGACAUUAUUCCUUUAUACCAUUCACUGGAUGUCUUGCACUUUCCUGGAUAUUUUUAUUUAAAUAUUUACCAGAAACGAAAAAUAAAACAAUAGAGGAAAUCUCAUCUCAAUGGGAGAGAAAACCAAAAGAGGGUUUCGUAGCAAAGGAGGACACGGGACUAGUACAUUUUAAGACGUCAUUAUAACUGUAUUGCUAGCAUUAAUGAACUUUGAAUGAUCAAAUAAACUGUAAAAUGUUUUAAGGAUGUUCACUACUCUGUUUCAAAAUAACAAGCCUUUUAAAGACGGUUAUAAAAUGUAUACAUAAAGGAACUAAAAUGCAGAAAAAAAUAAAGCGUCCGUGUUCUUGGUUUCGUGAUAUAAAAGCCAUUGGACUAGACUUUUCAUACGUUUAGAUUUGCACCCUUUUCCCUUCAAAAGUUAUGAAAUAAUAACAAGGAUUUUAAAACAUUUUGAAAUAUAGCUUUUUAAACUUUAUGUUAUACAAUUAUGAAAAGAAAGGUAGCGGUUAGUGGGGGAAAUGUUUAAAUAACCCUUCAUUGGUAAAACCAGAGCAUUCUGAAUAUCUGGCAAAAAUGUUAAAACAAGAGGAGCGAACAUCCUUUACCUAGGACACAGGAUUUGUCCACUUUAAGUCUAAUUCUACACAAUAUAAUUGCACGCAUUAUUAAUUUGAACGAUACACCUAGUUGAUAGUGUUCUACUACUCAAUCAACUUUACAUGAUUGAGCCUUGUACUAGACAGCAACAUGAUUUAGUGUGUUCCAUUUUAGGAAAAUUGAAAUUGCAAUAUUGAGUUUUUAUCAUUUAUUUAAAAUUUGCAAUAUGCAUUUUAUACAAUAUGUAUACUAACGUAUACAUUUUGUGAGUAUUGACCAAGAGAUUUGAUUUUAAAUAGAACAUUUCAUUUUUUUAAGGAGUAAUUUAUGGUGGUCAUGGAACAUGCAUCUAGUUAUUUCAUAGUGUAGCUAUAUAAAAUGUUUGGUAAUAUAAUUGAUACAUGUUUUUGUAACAUCUUGAUUUCUGAAUAUGACAAAACAAAAAACAAAAGAUAGAUAUUUAACAGAACAUUUUCCCUGGUACUUCUUUUUUUUUUUUAGGAAAACCGAAAACUAAAUAUUGAGGGUUAUAACAUAUUAAGUAUCGUCAUUUGUAUCUUAUUGACGACAUGUCAAUAUUGACCCAGAUAUUUUGUUUUGAAUAGAGUUUACUUUAGGACCAAGCAGUUUAGCCAUUAAAAUAAUUUUUGUUGCAUAAUUGAUAAUUUUUUUUUUAGUUUGAUCUAUUUUUUACGCUGUCUGUCUGUCUGAAUAUGAACAAAGAUUUUAAUCGUUGACAUAACACUAUAGACUUCUUUCCUUAAAAAGUAUACAAGUCAAAAUUGUAUAUAAAGGUAACACUCCGGACUCAAGAAAAAAUUAACUCAUAAGAGCGGUGACGUUUUGAUUGCUGUUUAAAAUGUAUAGCUUUUACAGCAUGAAAAGAAGGGGUGAACUGACACAGUUUGUUUGCCUAAAAGAAGUGACCUAUAUAACAUAUUUGACUUUUUGAUUUUAACAUUUGAUUAUGGAAUUUCCGCUUUGAAUUUUCCACAGAGUUUGGUAUUUUACUUUUUAUAUACCAUAAGGGAACGUAAAUGUCAAUGUCCUAGUCAAACAAAUCAGGCUGAUUUAAAUGAUUUGGUUUAAGAAACUGUACAUAAAGUAACGAUGGAAUUUGCCCAAACAUAUUCAACCGUAGACUACAUAUUGUGUGUAAAGUCACCAUUAUGCAUUGGUUGACCGAUUUGUUUGGUCUGUCUGCAACUCACUGCUGACAUGUGUUCAGUGUCUUAGAUCAUAAGAUACUAGGGAAGUCCCUAUUAAGACAUGUUUACUGAACUGGGAUUCCCAUGGCAGUUGGUACAUGAAAUAUAUAAAAUGACGUUUAUCUUGUCUCCGCUACCAGCCUCCGUUGGUGAUCUUUUCUAAUCAUACAGUUCCUUUACUAUUGUUGUAUUGCCUUGAUUUGCAUCUGCUUCCUGAUUAUUUCUAUUUUUUAUGAAAGAGUUGAACUUAGAAGUUGGCAAAGAUAAAAUUAACGGUGUUCCAUCAACUUUGCUAUGAAUGUUUUUGUUUAUCACUUAUUUAUAUUUAUUUAUGUUUAAUAUGUUCAACAACUUGAAUGUAAUGCUUUUAGUACUUGUCAUAUUUUAAAAGUGAAAGCAUUGUGUUUCAGAUCAUUGAAUUGAAAGUUAUUUACUAAUAAUAAUGUUGAUUACAUUUAUAACCUUAUUAUAACAUUUUGACAAGUUGUUAAAUAUAUUUUUUAAAAUGUCCUUUUUCUUGUUUCCUAUAUAUAUUCAACUGUG
Mytilus trossulus (common blue mussel) is the source of this 3931-nucleotide messenger RNA. RefSeq names its product glucose transporter type 1-like. Gene Ontology annotation, biological process: monosaccharide transmembrane transport. Gene Ontology annotation, cellular component: membrane. Bases 231 to 1766 code for a protein of 511 amino acids. The transcript is spliced from 13 exons. The record is from RefSeq and is a predicted model, not a curated record. NCBI's taxonomy places the organism in Eukaryota, Metazoa, Mollusca, Bivalvia, Mytilida, Mytilidae. Gene Ontology annotation, molecular function: hexose transmembrane transporter activity.